Messenger RNA from Rotaria socialis, 2699 nucleotides. The record is from the annotation of a GenBank genome assembly. NCBI's taxonomy places the organism in Eukaryota, Metazoa, Rotifera, Eurotatoria, Philodinida, Philodinidae.
GUACAGAUUUAUCAGAUAGGACAAGAUCUGAACAAGCGAAUUAUCUUCUAAAGAUCUUGAUAAGAUCUUACCUACCAAUCCCAAGAUUUCAAGAUCUUACUUACAAGAUGUUUCACUAGGGUGUUUAGUAGGAGAAACUAAUGAACCAAUGAGCUAUUUAGUUCUAGAUUAAGCGGUAACAUAGGGUAAUGUUACUUUUGUUAUCAUGUUACUUCUCUAUUUUAGGCGAAAAUAUUACAACAAUGGAUCAUCUACGCACUUUAACAAAAGAAGAUUGGGAAAAAUUAAGUAAAAUAGGUCAUGUUGUUAAACAACUGAUACGGGAUUAUAUGCAAAUUAACACUGCUAUCAGGUCGUUUGAUCAAACUAAAAACCCGUAUGAAGAAUCGACAGCAGCUUUAAUUGGUGAUAUUCAUCGUGUUCGUCGAUAUUUUUACUAUUCAAUAAAAAAACUGCAUCUUGUCCCUCAUUUAUCACCUGAAGCAGUUGAUUUAGCUAUAAAAGAAGUCAGGAAGACUUACGAUGAUGACGGCAAUAUAUUAAUUAAUAUUCAUAAUUAUUUACGAACAUUUUGCUUGGAGAACAAAGUUGAAGAUAAAAAAUCGUACGAAGUAAAAGUAAAAGACUGGGCUGAUGAAGUUGAAAGGUUAAAGAAAAGACAAAAGGAACUAGUAUUGCAAAUAGAUAUUGGUAACGAAAGACGUACCAAGGCACGAAGAAAUCUCGAAGUAUCAAAAGAACGUCGAGAUAAAAUAUAUGAAUACAAUCAAAAGGAAUACGAUAAAGAAAAUAUACUGUAUACGACUUUGGUUACAGAGUCCAAUAGGAACAAAAAUCGAAUAGAAGCUUUAGAAAAAAUGAUGGAAUUUAAAUUAGAUGAUCAGCAAAAGAAGUUAACAGUAAAAUAUGGACGUGGUUUGCUACUAUAUGGCCCACCAGGAACUGGUAAAUCUGAAUUACUCAAACGAGUCGCAAUCUAUGCUGGAAUAACCAUGACUACACAACCAUUAUCUGCUGGUGAACUUAAUCGACCGUAUGUUGGUGAAACUGAAAAGCUUCUUGUUGAUAUUAUGUAUCGAGCAAAUAGCAUUCCAUUCUUGAUAUGUGCAAUGACUAUUGAUGAAAUAGAUGGUCUUGUACCCAAACGUAACAAUAAUGCGCAACAAUCCAAAGUCGAUGGAAUUAGUGUUCUGCUUUCACAUAUUGAAGGUGUUAAAAAUAUUCCAAAUUUAAUCGUUUUUGGUGCUACCAAUCGACGUAAUAUGAUGGAUGAAGCAUUCCUUCGACGAAUGCAAGCAAAAGUAUUUGUUGGGCGUCCUUCACCUGCUAUUAGAAGUAAUAUGUUACUACCAUUAGUGUGCAAAAAUUCACAAGUUUUUACACCAACACGUAUACAAUCAUUAGUUAAAAUUACAACAAAUUUUAGUGGUGCUGCAAUAGGUGCAUUGAAAUCCAGUCUGAUUAUCGAGUUCGAUCGAGGCCGUAUCACAGAACAUCGUCUGUUAGAAUUAGCUGAUGGUGUUGCGAGAGAAUUUAAUGUUUGGUUUGGUAUAAGUACAUUACCAGAAAUAUGUCGGAUAAAUCCAAAUAUAAUUAAUCCUGCAGAUCAAGAAGAUGAGUUCUCAUUGGAUUUUCAAAAAAUGAUACCAACAGGGCGCAUAUUAAUUGAUUAUACUGAUCGUAAAUGUCGUAUUGAGAUACAUAAUGAGCCAACGUUGGAAAAAGAUUUAAAUAAAACUGAAACUUCUAUGCCACAUUUAUUAGCACGUUUCAUAUAUGGUUGUUCAACGAGGAAUAUUGAUACAGUACAAAUUAUUGAUCUAAAUUUUUUAAUAAAACAAAAUGCUUUUGGCGAAGAUCAAAUAUUUGAAAUACUAACAACAAUAUUUCUUGAAUGUAAUGAAUAUAAUAGAUCAAUGCUUAUAUUUGAUAUUGAUUCAUUAAUAAUGUUAAACAAAUCUGAUUCAGAAAUGUCAAAAUCAAUUUCAAAUAUACGUAUCUAUCAAUUCGUACGAGAAAAAUGUAAAACGUCUAUUAUUGAAGAAACAGAGCCUGGCCAAGAGGGUAAAACAAUGAAAAUUGAAAAAUGGAUUGUUAUGGUUGUAAAAGACCCAUGGUUGAGGGAUACAUUGAUUGAGGAUAUUGAAUUCCAGAAAUCUUCCGCUCAACUUGUUGCAGAAGAAACAGAAAAAGCCACUCGUCAAGAUGAAGAAACACCGAGAAAGUGUCCAAAGUGUUUAAGAAAUUACGUACCAAAGGAAGCACGUGAUGGGAACUGUUAUUAUCAUCCUGGUUUCGUUGUCGACAUUAAUAAUCCCAAGAAACCGAUGACUGGAGAGGAAGCUCAAGAAGUUUUACAAUGUGCUAUAUUAAAGAAAUUAUCGGAAGAAGAAAUGCCCAAAUUAAUAUGGGCUUGUUGUUUACAUAUAUUUAGCGACUCAUCACACCCAUGUGAAGUAGGCAGAUGCGGUUUGCCAAAAGAACUGGAAGGUCAAAUUGACAUGAGUCAAGAUAACUAUGUUGCCUUAGUACAAGAAAAAAACAAGGAAAAUGCGAGAGCUAAGAAAAAAUUCGAAGAAUUUUUGCAAAGGUACAGACAAACAACAACAAGCAAAAGUUCAGCAGACUCAUCAGGAAAAUCAACGGCAAGCUCUAUGGCAUCGCAAUUUAGUUAUAAAUCGUCAUCAUAUUCUUCAUAG